Messenger RNA from Epinephelus lanceolatus (giant grouper), 1932 nucleotides. Its product is annotated as serine hydroxymethyltransferase, mitochondrial-like. Lineage: Eukaryota; Metazoa; Chordata; Actinopteri; Perciformes; Serranidae. Gene Ontology annotation, molecular function: pyridoxal phosphate binding; glycine hydroxymethyltransferase activity. The record is from RefSeq and is a predicted model, not a curated record. Gene Ontology annotation, biological process: tetrahydrofolate interconversion. Gene Ontology annotation, cellular component: mitochondrion; cytoplasm.
CUGAUACAGCGUGAGAUGAAACAGAUGAUUUAUUGUUGCGUCACUUUUAUCAGUGACACAAAGUACGCAUGUCCCUGGCUUUCCUCCAGUACUGAUUUUACUUUCACCCUUUGCACCUUGAAAAGUUUUCUGCUUUCCCAGCCCUCAGCUGUCACAGACAUGCUUUCUCUGUCAUUACGGCAAACAUUACGGCCCCUCUUCCUCAGGGUCUCAGGAUGUGUGGGCCAAGAGUGGCAGGUCACAGCGGAGUCGAGCAGGCGAGGCCUCAGCAGCGCCAGCGGGUGGACGGGGCAGGAGAGCCUGGCGCAGGAUGACCCAGAGAUGUGGAGCCUCCUGCAGCAGGAGAAGGAUAGGCAGUGUCGGGGACUGGAGCUCAUUGCAUCAGAGAACUUCUGCAGCCGUGCAGCACUUGAGGCCCAGGGCUCCUGUCUGAACAACAAAUACUCUGAGGGUUACCCAGGACAAAGGUACUAUGGAGGUGCAGAGAUUGUAGACCAAAUUGAGCUCCUGUGUCAGAAACGAGCACUCGAUGCCUUCGGUUUGGACCCAAAUCUGUGGGGCAUAAACGUCCAGCCGUACUCUGGGUCCCCCGCUAACUUUGCAGCCUACACUUCUGUGCUGAAGCCUCAUGACCGCAUCAUGGGCCUGGAUCUGCCUGAUGGAGGACAUCUCACCCACGGCUACAUGACAGACACCAAGAGAAUCUCAGCCACCUCCAUCUACUUUGAAUCGAUGCCUUACAAGCUGGAUCCCAAAACAGGUCUGAUAGAUUAUGACCAGCUGGAGAAGACAGCCCGACUCUUCAGACCCAGACUAAUCAUAGCAGGAACCAGUGCCUACGCUCGCCUCAUUGACUACCCUCGUAUGAAGAAGCUGUGUGUGGAGCUUAAUGCCUACCUGCUGGCAGACAUGGCUCAUAUCAGCGGCUUGGUGGCAGCAGGAGCUGUUCCCUCUCCUUUCCAGCACGCUGACCUGGUCACCUCCACUACCCAUAAGUCUCUGCGUGGAGCAAGGGCUGGACUGAUCUUCUUCCGGAAAGGUGUGCGGUCUGUGGAUAAGAAAGGACGGGAGGUGAACUAUGACCUCCAGGACAGGGUGAACUUUGCCGUGUUCCCAUCACUUCAGGGUGGACCUCACAACCACGCCAUUGCAGGGGUGGCCGUCGCCCUCAGACAGGCUUCCACCCCCAUGUUCAAACAGUACAUCGCCCAAGUUCUGCUGAAUGCCAAGUCCAUGGCUAAUGCUCUACUGAAGAAAGGCUACACCCUGGUGUCAGGUGGAACAGACAACCACUUGGUCUUGGUUGACCUUCGACCUCGCGAGAUGGACGGGGCUCGAGCUGAGAGGGUCCUGGAGCUGGUGUCCAUCACCGCCAACAAGAACACCUGCCCUGGAGACAAGAGCGCUCUCACUCCAGGAGGACUCAGGCUCGGAACUCCGGCUCUGACCUCCAGACAGUUCAAAGAAGCAGACUUUGAAAAGGUCGUGGACUUUAUUGAUGAGGGGAUUCAGAUUGCACUGGAUGUGAAGAAGAAGACCGGAAAUCUGGCAAGCUUCAAGUCCUUCCUGCUGGAGGACCCAGAGACAGUGUCGCGCAUCGCAGAGCUCCGCCAGCGGGUGGAGCUAUUCGCCAGACCCUUCCCCAUGCCUGGAUUCACCGACCACUGAUUAACACCAAACACAGAAAGGCAGUUUCCCAACACAUCACGGACAUUAACUUUACUUUACUUUACUCCUCUGAUGGAAAAUGAGCAAUGUUUCAGAACAGGUUCAUGUGAGUUGAAACUUGUGCCAACAUGCAGCCUUGCAGUCAUCUCCACACACAGUCACAUACAUUUCCAUAACAGCUAAUGACUUCAUAUCUGCCAAAUAAUAUGAAAAAUACAGUAUGAUGUCUUAAAGCCUAAUCAAUAAAAAGUAAUUGAAUACAAA